Molecule: messenger RNA, 484 nt
Organism: Anoplopoma fimbria (sablefish)
Lineage: Eukaryota; Metazoa; Chordata; Actinopteri; Perciformes; Anoplopomatidae
Product: scavenger receptor cysteine-rich domain-containing group B protein-like
Exons: 2
Cellular component (GO): membrane
Source: RefSeq, a predicted model, not a curated record
ACUCUGUCAGGCUGGUGAAUGGGACUAGUCUGUGCUCAGGUAGACUGGAGGUAAAGUCCAACCACUCUAACCAGUCCAACCAUUCCAACCAGUGGUGGUCAUCAGUGUGUGAAGAUGACUUUGACCAGCAGGAUGCAGAGGUGGUCUGUAGGGAGCUUGGCUGUGGGGCUCCUCAGUCCUCCAGGGGGCGCUCUAUGGAGAAGUGGAGGCUCCAAUGUGGACCAAAGAGUUCCAGUGUGGAGGCCAUGAGUCUGCUCUCCUGGACUGUAGAAGCUCAGGCUCAGAUAGAAACACCUGCUCACCUGGCAAAGCUGUUGGACUCACCUGCUCAGAACCUGUCAGGUUGGUGGGAGGAGACAGUCGCUGUGCAGGAACACUGGAGGCGAAACAUCAAGGAGACUGGAGACCAGUAUAUGGCUAUGGCUGGAACCUGGAGGAAGCAUCUGUUGUCUGUAGAGAUCUGGACUGUGGCUCUGCUGUUUCU